UUCUAUUUUUAUUUUCUUCCAGAAUGACAGCUCCAGAAAUUCCAGAAAGUGCUCUUGAAGUUGGAGAGACAAAUUUGCAAGUUGUAGCAAGCCUAAUGCAAUUUGCUAUAACAGCAAACAUUCUCGGGCUUCCAGCAAUUUCUGUCCCUAUUGGUUAUGAUAAGCAAGGACUUCCAAUAGGUUUGCAGCUUAUUGGUCGUCCGUGGUGUGAAGCUACAAUCUUGCGUUUAGCUAGUGUGAUAGAGGAAUUCUCUGCAGAGUAUAGGAAGAAGCCAAUGGAGUUCUAUGACAUCUUGAAAGUGAAGUGAGAAUAAUGUGUAAGCUAGUUUGUUAUUUUAAAAUUGGGAAGUGUGUAAUUGUUCCCAUAUCAUAAGAGAAAAGUCUCUUUUGGAGCCUUUUAAGCACUUGUCACUUUCAUGUCUUAGAUUUAGGACACACUUAGAAGUGUGUGCAACUAAGUACACUAAAUAUUUAUAUAUUAUUAUACAAUCAAAAAGGGGUCUGUUGGUUGCCU
Messenger RNA from Nicotiana tabacum (common tobacco), 514 nucleotides. The record is from RefSeq and is a predicted model, not a curated record. Lineage: Eukaryota; Viridiplantae; Streptophyta; Magnoliopsida; Solanales; Solanaceae.